This is a messenger RNA of Thlaspi arvense, 813 nucleotides long. Lineage: Eukaryota; Viridiplantae; Streptophyta; Magnoliopsida; Brassicales; Brassicaceae. The record is from the annotation of a GenBank genome assembly.
AUGGCGGCAACAUCACCACUGUACAAUCAGCUUAAGGCUGCUGAACCAUUCUUCUUGUUGGCUGGUCCAAAUGUGAUCGAAUCCGAGGAACAUAUUCUUCGAAUGGCAAAGCACAUAAAAGACAUUGCCACCAAAGUUGGGUUGCCUCUGGUUUUCAAGUCAAGUUUUGAUAAAGCGAACAGAACUUCUUCAAAGUCAUUUCGAGGUCCUGGCAUGGCUGAGGGUCUCAAGAUUCUUGAGAAGGUGAAAGUAGCAUAUGACCUACCAAUAGUAACUGAUGUUCAUGAAGCGAUCCAGACAGAUCUUCUGGUUGCGGCAGCCCAAACCGGGAAAAUUAUCAAUAUUAAGAAAGGACAAUUUUGUGCUCCUUCUGUCAUGGAAAACUCGGCCGAGAAGAUCAGACUGGCUGGGAAUCCAAAUGUGAUGGUUUGUGAAAGAGGAACCAUGUUUGGAUACAAUGAUUUGAUAGUAGAUCCACGAAACUUUGAAUGGAUGAGGGAAGCUAACUGUCCUGUCGUUGCUGAUAUAACACAUGCACUACAACAACCUGCAGGCAAAAAGUUGGAGGGUGGUGGUGUUGCUAGUGGGGGCCUUCGCGAGUUAAUACCCUGCAUUGCAAGAACAGCUGUAGCAGUUGGGGUUGAUGGAAUUUUCAUGGAGGUUCAUGAUGAUCCCCUAAGUGCUCCAGUUGAUGGUCCAACUCAGUGGCCUUUGCGUCAUCUAGAAGAACUCCUUGAAGAACUCAUUGCGAUCGCUAGGGUCACAAAAGGGAAGCAGCGAUUCCAAAUUGAUCUUACACCUUACCGCGAUUAG